UACAGAUUUAUAUACAGUAACACAAAUUUCUUUUGGAGCUAUGUUUGUGACACUCCCCGCGAGAAUUCCUACCAAACCAAAAGGAAGCGACCAGCACCCCAUGCUAUUACGCUCAUAAGGGUGCAUUAUAAAAUACCAUCCUUUUCUGUUAAAGGUCACUAAGUUUGAUAUCUCUCAGUGAGCUAUGCAGCACCACAGGAAUACGGAAAGUAGUACAACGGGGGCGCUAAAUAUCGCAGGUCUGUCGGACGAAGAUUAUUACGACCUAAACGUCCUGCGCCCGGAUGGUUCGAUUAGAAACCCCUUUCAAGUUGGCUGGAAAGAUGGUCCUGCGGAAAUACCCGACUGCUCGCUUAGGUUCGACAACGAUGAUUUGGAGGACGGCAGCUCGGACGCAGGUUAUGACAUUCGCUCAGCCUUAAAUAUUCGUAGUGCGACAUUUCCUCGUUCAAGAUUACUUGAACGAAAGAACCAACAAGUAGCGCGACUAUGUCGCAGAUUCUGGAAAAACAAGAAAAUACUCGAGGUCGAUUUGAACACGAGCGAAUCCAAUGCUUUGCUAACGCAAAAGCUUGCAGACGCUGUUAAGACCAGCGCGGCCUUAGACAGUCUGCGAGAGCAGGCGUUUGAUCAUGAUCCAACAGUGGAAGAUGUCCUUGAUCGCCAUUUCCGAAACGGUGAAGAAAAUGCAUGUAAAAUGGAGAUCUUGCGUGCUCAGCUGUUUGGCCAUGCGGAGGAAGAUCAUUCCCGGCGCAAAUGGUAUGCCACCACCUUGCAGAGAAAUCCCGGACAGAUAAUCGUCGAUACAUUUGGAAAAACGGAUAUGCAGGAAUUUCCCAAAGAUUUGUAUCGAUCACUAAAGGACCACUUUCAGUUCCACGAGAACGGUUCGUCCAGUCUGUGGCAGAGUAACGACAACAUGCUGAAUAUGGCUGGCGUACCUCUGCAUAGACGGUUUGGUGAUGACCGGAUGACCAGCGGAUUUUUGGAGUUCCGCCAAAAGGUCGAUGCAUUUCGGCUUCUGUUUGAAAAGAGCGCGCAUGUCUUGCGCUCGGUAGAGGAUUCGCAGUUUUACGACACAAACAGGCCCAAUUUCGGAUGGAAUGUGGCAAAGGAUAUCUGGGAAGAUCAUAUAUCCUUGGUAAACUUAUGCAGCACGGCUUUAUCGCAUCUACACCCAAAACUGUUGCCAGCUGCCAGCGCUUACGCUGAUCGGAGCAGCGGAGUGCCACAACCUCAGUUGUCAGCCGACAUGACCAAUGUAUCCCACAAAAUCAAUAAAAAUAAGAUAUGAGCUAAAAACGUAGUACUAUGUAGCAUGUACUAUGUAAUGCUUCUACAUGUUUCGCCAUUUUAAUAAUGACACUUUGUUUUGCACAGGAAAAAAUUUUGUCGCAUCUGCUAGACCCGGCACAAGUUAAGAAAACAA
Molecule: messenger RNA, 1429 nt
Organism: Paramacrobiotus metropolitanus
Lineage: Eukaryota; Metazoa; Tardigrada; Eutardigrada; Parachela; Macrobiotidae
Exons: 2
Coding region: 185-1294 (369 amino acids)
Source: RefSeq, a predicted model, not a curated record